GUUCAUUUUCGAUUCCGUAUGAAUGCGCUGGUGAGGGGCGCUGGUGCUAUUGAUCCCGCUUUUUCUUAAUGUGGAAGGAGUGCAUGAACAAUGGAUUGUCGACCGGUUAUUCUUAAACAGUUUCCCUCACGUUCUUUGAUUUUGAAUGUUCUGUUUGCAAAAAAGGGAGACUGCCGGAUUUCGUACACCUUUCGUCGUUUUGGAGUGUAUAGAGCGCUGACGCAUGAAUUUAGGAGAACCGCCGUUUUAGUUUUCAGUUUUGAUGGAUGAACAAUUAAACAGACGCAUUUUCCCUUAUAAAAUGUUGUUUCUAAGCCUUUUCUGCUGAAAUUACGUGGUCAUAAAUUAUUACGUUCUACGAGGCUUGGAGCGUAGUUCUUAUAUGCAAUAUACAACAUCGGUGCUGUCCUCUGUGGUUGUAGCAUGUGGCCGAGUAUGCUGAAUAGCAAUUCCUCAUUUGCUUGGUUGUGCACACACUAUUUUAUCACACGCAUGUGCUUGCCGACUAGUGCGUCAAGUAGCUUCUUGCAUAGACAGGUGUCCUAGUAACGUUCAAAAUAUGGAUACCAACGAAGGCCUAAGUGUCUAUCCAUUGCACCGUUGUAAAACUCUUCACCUGGUUAGACAUGCACAAGGGGUUCACAACGUAGCAGGCGAAAAAAACCAUGAAGCAUACAUGUCGUAUGACUAUUUUGAUGCACAACUAACCCCUCUUGGCUGGAAGCAGGUUGAUCAUCUGCGGGCGCAUGUUCAAGCAUGUGGUCUUUCCAAGAAAAUCGAAUUAGUGAUUUCUUCCCCCUUGUUAAGGACCAUGCAAACAGCAGCUGGAGUCUUUGGUGGUGAAGCAUACACUGAUGGGAUUGAUGCACCUCCUCUGAUGAAGGAAAAUGUGGGACAUAGUGAACAUGCUGCUAUUUCUAGUCUGAAUUCCCCUCCAUUUAUAGUGAUUGAGCUUUGUCGGGAGCAUUUGGGACUUCAUCCUUGUGAUAAGAGAAGAAGCAUUCAUGAGUACCGGGAUAUGUUCCCUGCAAUUGACUUUUCGCUGAUAGAAAGCGACGAGGACAUUUUGUGGACACCUGACAUUAGAGAGAAGGAUGAAGAAGUUGCUGGUAGGGGGCUGAAGUUUUUGAAAUGGUUAUGGACACGUAAAGAGAAGGAGAUAGCGAUUGUUUCUCACAGUGGUUUUCUAUUCCAUGCACUGAGCGCUUUCGGAAAUGACUGCCAUCCGACUGUGAAGAGUGAAAUAUGCACACACUUUGCUAAUUGUGAGCUGCGUUCAAUGGUUAUCGUUGACAGAGGUUUGAUUGGAUCAGAUAAGUCAACUACAAACUAUCCUGGCAAGAUUCCUCAUGGCCUUGACAUUCCUAGUGAUAUUGCUGACGACAAAAAUACAGGGAAUGGACCGAGCCAGUAAUUGUUCUGAGUGACAACGUCAUGCAUGCAUAAUGCAAGUUAAUUCUGAUGCAUAAUGUAUUAAUUGCAUUUAUAGGAAGAAACUAUGUCGUCAUUUUUUCACAGGAUUUAGAAAAUUGGAAAUCUCUUUUGGGCCAUCUAGAGUAUUGGAAAUCUAGGUGCCGAAAUUUGAACAUAACAGGGAUGCAUGUAGACCAUAUUUUCUGCAUGAUUAACUUUCAAUAAAAUACUCUUAAAUUUUUAUGUGUGGCGAAUA
Molecule: messenger RNA, 1669 nt
Organism: Neltuma alba
Lineage: Eukaryota; Viridiplantae; Streptophyta; Magnoliopsida; Fabales; Fabaceae
Product: phosphoglycerate mutase-like protein 1
Exons: 10
Coding region: 560-1414 (284 amino acids)
Cellular component (GO): cytoplasm
Molecular function (GO): phosphatase activity
Source: RefSeq, a predicted model, not a curated record